GUGAUGAGCUCCAUUGAGACGCCACGCUCGACGAUUGUCGCCGUUUGGAGCUAAAAGCAACGAGCUCUUCGAUCCUCAUCGCCUCGUAGAUCGACGUUUACGAGAGAACAUGGCAACGGCUAUGUCGUGGCCAAAUGGAAAGAACGAUCUCAUGUUGUCUCACGGAGUAAGAUGGAACACGAGUGUAGAGCCUAUGCGGCCGAGCAAGAGACGAGUGAGCAGCGCUCUGCCAAAUCAUCAAAGACAAGCGACCUAUCCUGUGGUCCAAGAACGACCCGCCACCCUGCCAUUACUAAAAAGGAGGAUCAAAUCCGCUCCUAUCGGUAGACCACUACGCUCGGGAGAUGGCAGUGACAUGGUGUACAGCGAUGUAGUGAGGAGAAGAUUGAAUCCUCUCGAGCGCGUCCCGGCCACUCCAGCGAUUGGUCAGGCAAACCAACAGCGAAGAUGGAACAGUGGAGGAUGGGUGACGAGUGUAGACGACGACGACGACAGCGAUGAUGAAUGGGAUGAUCUGCUGUUCGAAAUCGACGAGGAAAGUUACUGGAACAAAAAGCUGGGCAAGUGUCUUAGCAUCUCACAAAUACCGCUACAUCUGAGGACACGAGCUGACAAACUGGAGUGGUUGAAGUGUCAGUUUCGAUCGCCACGUACGGGAGGAGGGGGUAGAACUAAGCAAAGACCGACGACCGCGCAACUGGAAAGAUUACUUGACGCAUACGAAAACAAGCAGCAACCUCAAGGCGGAGACGACGAGUCCCGCUCGACUGGAAAUCGAAGUAGAAUGAAGAACACAAAAGGAUUCGACUUGGAAGCGGUCGACGAAGGUGACGAGUCGGACAGCGACGGAGAGUUGGGAAACACAAAAUCAGGACGCUGGGGAUUUCUGUCUUCCGUCAGCAAGACGGGCGACAAAGGCAACACUUUUGGUACCGGUAGCAGCGACGCCGACUCCGACCGCACAUGCGCUGUAUGUGAAGGCAACGCUACCGACGGAGCGGAGACGGGAGGAGGAGGAGGAGGAGGAGGAGGAGGAGGAGGAGGAGGAGGAGAUAACAAGGGGAACGGCAUUGGCACUGCAGGUACCCCCCGCGGGGGACCGAUAUCCGGUACCCUUUCACUUAGUGGUGACAAAAAUGGAGUAACGGGCAACGAUUCGGGUGGAAUUUCUAGCAGAUGGGACGACGGCAGAGGAGCUGGUUUUUGUUUGGAACGAAAUGACGGCGACAUGAUGAGGGAAAUGUUGAAUAGGAAGAGAGGAGAACUAACCAACAGUCGGUCGUCUAUGGCCAGUUCUCUAUCAAGCGUGUCUCGCCGUUUACGUCAAAACGAUAUCACCAACAUACAGCAGGCAUACGCAUUUGGAGGCGGAACGCAACUCGACGACUUGGCAGCCAGCACGUCAGCGAGCGCGGUCGGAAACAAGACAGGACGGUCGGGACACCGAGCCGGUAAUGGUACCGAUGACAAUGACAAGGACCAGUCGGGCAAUGCGAUGAGCAAGAAGGCCAGCGGACAGCUCGGUGCAAAUAAUGAUGCAUCCAGUUCGAAGGGCAAACUGUCGUCGUCGAGAAUACGAUGGGCUGAUCUUGAUGGUGUCAAAGACCUCGAGGGUGGUGAUGGCGGUGGUCAGUUCUCGUCGAGGUCUGAAGGUCUGCCGGCAAACACAUCACAGGUUGCUAGGGGCCCUCCACCUCACACAAGACCGGAGGGAUUCUCGUUCUCGUUUGAAACAGAUGACGGCGAGCUGCCGCCUGAUAGUCGAGGUGCAGGUAGGGAUGGCAGUAGACUGUUGUCUAGGAGGAAGAAGCUGAUGCAACUCCCCGAUCUGUACAGUCUGAGAAUUACUAGAGCUUUUACUUAUUCCUACUUUACGUUGCCCAAUCAAUACCGUGAAGAUAAGGAACGGUUUGAGAAAACAGCCUGGCCUCAAGGGAAGAAGAAAUGAAGAAAGACUUUGUUUACAAUUGCAGACUGCUUAAAACGUACUACAGAGGUGAUUAUGAAGAUGAUUUGUGUGUAAAACAAUUGCAGAUUUAUUGAAAUCAGUGAAUGAAAAUUAUUUUUUUGUAAGACUGUACAAAUUUACAAUGAUGAGACAAUUAUCAAAUAAAUGGCAUUAU
Messenger RNA from Corticium candelabrum, 2123 nucleotides. Its product is annotated as protein qua-1-like. The record is from RefSeq and is a predicted model, not a curated record. NCBI's taxonomy places the organism in Eukaryota, Metazoa, Porifera, Homoscleromorpha, Homosclerophorida, Plakinidae. The coding region runs from base 110 to 1948 and encodes 612 amino acids. The transcript is spliced from 4 exons.